This is a messenger RNA of Sphenostylis stenocarpa, 858 nucleotides long. NCBI's taxonomy places the organism in Eukaryota, Viridiplantae, Streptophyta, Magnoliopsida, Fabales, Fabaceae. The record is from the annotation of a GenBank genome assembly.
AUGUCACUGGGACAAUACAACAGUCCCUAUUCUCACCCUUUCACUCCACCAUUUUCUGAUUCACCCUCCAUCUCCAUACCCACCGUGAAAAGCAUGCAUCUUUGGUGCCACUGCGACAAACCCACUUCAGAUUCUCCUCUGAAACCCACGGAGGGUGUUGUUGGCGGUAUGAUUUCUUCUGGGAUCAACUUGGUGAUGACUGUGAUUGGGUUUGCGGUGAGCACCAUGUUCAUUGUUUUCGUCUGCACCAGGCUCAUAUGUGCUCGAAUUCACUUAAAUGCUGCAAGGAGAUCCUUUCCUAUUGUCUCCAGAUCCAAUCUCAGCAUGAUGGAGCGGGGUUGCCAUGGUCUUGAACGUGUAACUGUAGCCCAAUUUCCAACAAAGAUGUACAGUGACAAGUUUUUUGCUGCAGCAGAAAAUUCUCAAUGCACAGUCUGCCUCUCAGAAUACCAAGGGGAGGAUAUGUUGCGUAUCCUUCCUUAUUGUGGACACUCUUUCCAUGUGACCUGCAUAGACCUAUGGCUGCAGCAGAACUCCACAUGUCCUGUUUGUCGAAUAUCGUUGCGCGAAUUCCCAGACAGAAAGCGGUUAAUGCAGCCCAUGUUCAGCUCUGCUUUGCAACCUCACUAUGGCAUAGAAUCCUUUGACACACAUCAUUAUCACUGUAUGAUGGCUGAUAAUGGACUAUCAUCAACAACCCCACACAACCAUGGGUUGAAUCCUGUAGAAGAAGAUCACUUUCCUUCUGAGGGUGGUGGAGCAGUUUCUGUGGACAAUAUCACCUGUUUAAGUGAGGGUAACUUCACAAAAGAUGAAGGGAAGAAGCAUGUAGAGAGUCCAUCAAACUUCCAGAAUUGA